UGGAACAUGCCGUUUCCGGUCGGAGGAGCGCGCGAGCGCGUUGUGUAUAUGAGACUGAAUAUGGCGUCGCGUUCCAAAGCAGCUGCUAGGCAGAAGCGAAAGGCUUCUCCUGAGGGAGCGGGAGAAGACGUUAAAAAGAAGAAAGUGAAUGAGGAGGAAAACCAGGUGGAAGAGGAGGGCCAGAGGAUUGUCAUUGAGCACUGUAAAAGCUGACGCGUGUACGGGCGUCAUGCGGAGGGGGUGAGGGCUGCCCUCACGGAAGCCUUCUCCGACUUGAAGGUGCAGCUUAACCCCCAGAAGCCCAGACGCAACAGCUUUGAGGUCACUCUCUUUGUCAAGGGUGAAGAAGUGUGUCUUUGGUCGGGAUUGAAGAAAGGUCCCCCUCGCAAACUCAAAUUCCCUGAUCCUGCAGUGGUGGUAUCUGCUCUGGAGGAGGCACUGAAGAGUCAGUAAAGCAUAGUGAACAGACGCCAGUCAUCUCCUGAGGUGCCUUGUCAUUGGCUGCAUUAUGAUGAGGACUAACGAAUGGGACGUUGCCCAGUUAUUCCUUUGAGGAUCUUGCUGCUCAUGUAUUGGACCUUGAUGGUGGAGUCAUUAGUUCCAUAUGUUAUAUGUAAUUAACAUGUCAUAGUGAUGUGCUUUCAUUUUUUUUUUUGGAAUAAAUGCCAAAAAUGUGUGCUUUUGUCAAUGGAAAAUAAAGGAAUUCUGUUUAUAAAA
Messenger RNA from Paramormyrops kingsleyae, 717 nucleotides. It is a transcript of the gene selenoh, whose product is annotated as selenoprotein H. NCBI's taxonomy places the organism in Eukaryota, Metazoa, Chordata, Actinopteri, Osteoglossiformes, Mormyridae. Gene Ontology annotation, cellular component: Golgi apparatus. The record is from RefSeq and is a predicted model, not a curated record.